AUGACGAAGGUGCUUGACGUGUCUCGCGAGACGUCACCGAGCGCCCCGCCCCAUACGGAGUCUAUCUAUCUACUGACCUCCACGAGUCUCUCCGAUGUUGAGUUCAAGGAUCCAGCAACGCAGUCGCAGGCCCUUGUUGGGCUGCCGCGGGUGCAGAGCGUCGACGCCGUGCACCGCUUCUGUGACACGUACGCCGAGGCACUGAGCCGCGUUCAGCACGUCCUCCUCCCUGGUGGCGUCUCUCCCCUCCAGUGCUGGCUCAUCAAGCAGUUCCUCGAACGCGUCCCGCAGGCGCGGCUGGUGUGCAACCGCUUUGGGCACGCACUGCUAACAAACGCCGUGUUUCAUGAUGGCGUGCGGCGCGCAGUGUUAGAGAACGCACCCAACACACCCUCGGAGCUGCUGCGCUUUGCAGAGCUUCCGGAGGAUCGCGUGUCGGCCGUGACGGACGGCGAUGCGGUGACAAUUAGCGUGACGAAUGCGGCGGCAGAGUCGUCCGCAUCGGUACCAGCGCGGGCGCUGCGUGUUGUGGCUGUCAAGAGCAAGGGACAGCAGCAACGACGCAGGGAGCACAACCAGACCCACCACCCAGCCCAUUUCACCAACGAGCUGCUCUUCUACUAUGAUGACAUCUUCAGCGCGCUUUUCGUGGGUCACACGCUGCACCGCUUGCCGUGGCUCUCCACAGUGCUCACAGAGGCCUCGCGCGAGCUUCUGCUGCCCAUGCCGCCUCCACUCGCCAUGCAACACCCGCUCAGCCGACCCAGCCCGCUGCUGGACACAUGGCGGGUGUCAGAGAGCUGUGAGGACGUGGUUGAGGCGCUGCGCCGUACGCCAGAGCUGGAGCGCGUCCUUGCAAGCUCCUACGGUGAGCUCUGCGGCAGCGUGGAGGACUGCAUCGCAGGUCUGGAGAGCAGUAGCGAUGCUCUCGAGCGUCUGCGCAGUCGGCUUGCGCGGCGACUCGCCACUGACACGAGUCGUGAUGUGCAUCGUUGGUCUACAGCGCUUCUGAAGCGCAUUCUGCAAGAGGUGGUGUGUACGCAGAAGGCAAGCGAGCCGUCGAGCACGGAGAUGCAGGAGGCGUUCCUCUGCUGGGCACGAACAGAAGGAGAGUGGGGGCGUCUCGCCACGUGCCUCACCCACGCCGCAAUGGUGCUCCCACCUUCAACGGACACGGAGGAGGCCGCCGGCGCCUCUUCAUCUGCUACUGACACCGGCGCUGCGCCUUUUAGUGUAUCCGGGGCUGGAGAGUCUGGCGUGCCGGAGUCGCUGGAGGGUGCACAUGGCGUGGAGCUGCUAGUGGCGGUGUUCAACCGAAAGGGGUUGCACGGACUCACUCGCACGGUGCAGCGCGAGACGAUCGAUGUGCGGGUGUUCCUGGCCAUGUCGGAGGAGGACUUGAAGAGGGUAUUCAAGGCAACUUUUGGUAUCACUAAGCGACUUGGGUUGUUGCAAGAGGAGUUACGAAGGAGCUUGUAG
Molecule: messenger RNA, 1479 nt
Organism: Leishmania braziliensis MHOM/BR/75/M2904
Lineage: Eukaryota; Euglenozoa; Kinetoplastea; Trypanosomatida; Trypanosomatidae
Exons: 1
Coding region: 1-1479 (492 amino acids)
Source: RefSeq, a predicted model, not a curated record